Molecule: messenger RNA, 363 nt
Organism: Saccostrea echinata
Lineage: Eukaryota; Metazoa; Mollusca; Bivalvia; Ostreida; Ostreidae
Exons: 3
Coding region: 1-363 (120 amino acids)
Source: RefSeq, a predicted model, not a curated record
AUGAACGUUUUUUCCGUAUUUGCUCUUGGUCUCCUCUUGGCGAUCAUCACUGAGACAUACUGCACUCCCGGAGGUCUCGGUCCACAGGAGUAUGCAGGGCCCGGCGAACAGGCCCUCGUUCAAAAGAAUAGGGACGCCAUUAUCCGUAAAUUACCAUCGUAUAUGAACGGACCUUUCGGACCUUUGAAGGCUCAAGUGUUUAGAAAGCAGGUUGUGAGAGAAACAAACUACUUUAUCAAGGUAAAAAUGCAAGGUACUCGCCCUCGGUACUUACAUGUGAAGAUAUACACAGGUCUGAAUAAUCGUAGUAAGGUGGAGGAUGUCAAAGUUGUGGCUCAGUAUGACCCAAUCGUAUACUUCUAA